UACUGGUCGUAGCACUAGGGCCAAUGCUGCUAGUACCAGCACUAGGCCAAACUACUAGUAGUACUACUACUAGCAGCGCGGCCCGUCCACUGAGCGCGCUUCAUUCAUAACACACAGUUCGCUCUCCAACAAUAUUUUCAGUCCGCAUCAUGCCCCACAGAUGCUCCGAGCAUGAGAAUGGGCACGGGCAUGGGCAUGAGCCUGACAUGCCGCGCCAUCACGAGUUGCGCUUCACGCCCAACGGAUGCCCCGUCCCUCCCCCCUCCGCCCGCCGGUCCCUCUUCCUGCCCAUUAGCACUGGCCCAAGCCCAGCCGUCGGCCCUGGAACCAGCCCCGGCUCUGGGUUCAGCCUUGACCACCUGAGCUCCUCCGAAGCAAAGGGUCAGGCUCGGCCAGGCCUGAGUCGGACUCGCUCUUGCCUAAGUCGAAGCAUGAUGAUGUCAGCAAGCAGUGGCGCCUGCAGCAAUAGCAGCCGCCGCAGCCACACGGAGCAGCAGCAGCAGCAGCAGAAGCCCCCGCAGUGGCCGCCACCGCAGCAGCAUCUGUCACAGCAGCAACAGCAUCAACCGCAGCAGCAGCCCUUACAGCAGCCGCCGCCACUGCAGCAUCUGUUGCAGCAGCAGCAGCAGCGUCGCAUGCCGCGCCGUCACUAUCUGCGGUUCAUGCCCCACAGAUCCUCCGAGCAUGAGACACCGUGCCAUCACGAGUUGCGCUUCACGCCCAACGGAUGCCCCGUCCCUCCCCCCUCCGUCCGCCGGUCCCUCUCCCUGCCCAUUAGCACUGGCCCAAGCCCAGCCGUCAGCCCUGGAACCAGCCCCGGCUCUGGGUUCAGCCUGGACCACCUUAGCUCCUCCGAGGCAAAGGGUCAGGCUCGGCCGGGCCUGAGUCGAACACGCUCGUUCCUCAGUCGAAGCAUGAUGGUGUCAGCAAGCAGUGGCGCCUGCGGCAAUAGCAGCCGCCACAGCCACAAGGAGGAGGAGGAGCAGCAGCAGCAGCAGCAGCAGCAGCAGCAGCAUCAGUCGCAGCAAGAUCAGCAGCAGCGGUGGCUGCAGCGGCCGCCACCACAGCAGCAUCACUCGCAGCAGCAGCAGAGUUGCAUGCCACGCCGUCACUAUCUGCGCAUUAUGCCCCACAGAUGCUCCGAGCCUGAGCCCACCGGAUGCCCCGUCCCUCCCCCCUCCGCCCGCCACUCCCCCUCCCAUCCCACCUCCACCUGCACUGCCUCCCUGCCUCGCCCUGGCCUCGCGCUCAAAUCCCCUACCUCGUCCGUUCCCUCCGUUCAUUCCUCUCUGUCCACCUCCCCUCCGUUCACCUCCUCCUCUCCAUUCACCACCUCCCCUUCUGCUUUUGCCGGCCCUGCUGCUGCUCCGGCCUCUUUUCAUUCGUCCUCCGUUUUCCCCACUCAUUCCUCUCCUGCUUUCUCCACUCAUUCCCCUCCUACUUUCACCGCCUUUAACCGAUCCCCGCCCCCCGCCUCUGCGCUCGCGGCUGCUGCCUCUGCAACUUUCCAAUCCUCCCCCGUGCCAUUUCCCCCUCGCUCCCCUACCUUCCCCUCCACUAGCUCUUCCCACGCCCAUCCUUCACCAUCAAUCGCUGCAUCUCCCAGGCGUAUGCUCGUCCGGCAACACACGGAACCUACCCUGCGCCCGAACCUGCCCCAUGGCACUGGCCUGAACCGCGCCGUUAGCCUUGGAACCAGCCCAGGAUACAGCUCUGGCUUCAACCCAGGCCAGCUGAGCUUUCCCGAACCAAAGGGUCACGCUCGGCCGGACCUGAUUCGGACACGCUCUUGCCUAAGUCGGAGCAGGUCUGGUUGCAGUAACAACUCAGCAGGGGAAACGCCAACGCACGUUCGGCGCGUGUCUUUCAACAGCCUUGUGCGCGUGAGGUGGUUCAUUGACUCCCCCCCUCAUGCUGACAGCUGCUGCUGCAGUGGCAAUAACGUGUGGCGCUCUGAUGCUCUCAACCGACACCGGAGCUGCAGCGAGCGCAGCGCCUGCAACAACAGCACCCGCCGCAGCCACAGCGAGCAGCAGCAGCCGCAGCAGACCGGACACCAUGACGCCUAUUCCACCCCACCUGCAUCGUUCACCACCACGGGUCACCCUCCAGUCCCCAUGCGCCCUUUCUCCUCCUCCCCCUCCUCUCAGCUCCCCUCCUCCCCCUCUCUCCCUCCCACCGUUGACCCCUAUUUCCAUGUCAAGCCACACCCCCCGCCUCCCCGCAAUUCCUCCCAUCCCUCCUCCCUCCCCUCGGUGUCCCCUCCCUCACCCUCCUCCCCCCUUUUCCCCCCCUUCCCUGCUUCCCCCCCUCCCCACGCCCGCACUGGCAUGCCCCCCUCCCCCGCGGCCAGAAGGCUGAUGUCGCAGCUGAGAGCAGCGGCAGCCAGCAGCAGCAGAAGCAGCAGCAGCAGCAGAUUGGACCCCCUGUCUCCUACAUCGCCGCAUGCUUCAACUGUCACCCUCCUCCCUCCGUACACUCCCCCUAUUCCUCCGCCGCCCCCUCCCCUCUCUGCCCCCCAUUCCUCCCUCCCAACGGGCGCACUGGCAUGCCCUGCUCCCGUGCGGCACGAAGGCUGAUGGCACAGCUGAGAGCAGCGGUAGUAGCAAGGCAGCGCAGGGUGGAGGCUGUGGGUGCGGCGUGAGUCGUUGCAUACAAAACGUCCUUUUUGGUGCAUUAAGUAUAGAAUAUGGUUGAAUAUGGGCUGACUGCUUCUUCAUAUUGUACGCAACUGGUAAAUCUGAGCAAG
This is a messenger RNA of Closterium sp. NIES-67, 2749 nucleotides long. NCBI's taxonomy places the organism in Eukaryota, Viridiplantae, Streptophyta, Zygnematophyceae, Desmidiales, Closteriaceae. The record is from the annotation of a GenBank genome assembly.